AGCAAGCAAAGAUUGUAUACAGUGUGCCACAACUUGCAAAAUAUAGAAAUUGACACGUACGAAAAUGUCCUCCGAACCGAACGAAUCCCUUCAACAGACGAACGACAUCAGUAAUCUGCAGGAAAGUUUUCUGCAACAGCAGGAAAAAAUUUCCGCAUUAAAAGAACUGGUUCGAAAAUCCGGAGCAGCCCAUGGUACAUCGAAAAGUGCUGCCCAAGAGAAGGUCAAAAAUAUAGCCGAAAGACUAAUGAAGUCCAAGGCCAAGUCAAAGCAGGGCUUAAAUGUUUCAACAUACUCGACAGAAGUGACUUCACAUGAAGCCUCUUUGGGUUACGAGGAGAAGCCCAGUUUCCUGAAUAUUUCGCAAGCUUCACCUAUGCCAAGCCAUGCAUCCACGCCAAACCCAACCCCUAUUAAAAUCCAUACCCUUACACCUUCAGGCUCAGUCAAUACUCCCGGAAGUGAAAAAAUUGCCUUGAUGCGACAGCAAUUGGAACAGAAUAAACUGCGAAUGGCACAGAAAGCGUCAAGCAAACAGCAUUUAGAACAGUUGGUAUCACAGCUUAAGGAGAAGUUUGAUUCGACGCAACAGUGUUUAGAAAAUACUUCCGAGUUGGGCAGGUCCAUGUCAGAUCUUAAUCAUCUUAUAUAUACGCCAACCAGCAGGGAAAGGCACAAAUCUGCCACGGACCUUACAACGCAAAACUUUAGCUUGGAAAAAGAGCGAAUCAAGUUCUUGGAAAACAGAUGUCGCUUGCUCGAAAAGCAAUUGGAAAAGGAAAAACAAGGAAGCGGCAAUCGCAGCUAUAGUCAGGAUGCUGAAAAUAAAAUUCAAGAAUUAGAAAAGAUGUUGGCCACUCAGCAGUCCAUGUUCGAUGAAAAAGAGGCUACAUUGAGGAAUGAAAUAAGUCAAUUGCAGCUUCAAAUUUCUGAGUACCAAUCCGAUUCCCGACCAAAACCGGAAAACUACGAAAUGUCAGAUGUUAGUGAAAAAAUAGAAAAAUUGACAAAAGAAAAUUCACGUCUGUUACAGGAAAUUGAAAAGUUGUCAUCGGAAAAAUACCGUGUUCAAGAUAUCGAGGAAACCAGCAAACUGCGAGAAGAAAUUUGUCAACUCAAAGAACAAUUAGACGCUUCAAGGCAAAAGGAUUCUGCUGAAUCUACUGAUUUAAGUACAGAAAAUGAACUACUGAAAUCAGAAGUGGAGAGUCAACUUAAUCGCAUAAAAGAACUUCAGGAAAUUAACGAUGUAUUGGAGACGGCUCGUUGUGAUUUAACCUCCAAAACAACACAGCUCGAAGAACAGGUAAAAGAGUUACAGGCAAACGUAAUUGUUCUGCAGGAAAAACUUAAAUGCACCGAAGAAAAAUGCCAGGAAUUGCAAGCAGUUUCAGAUGCCCCCAACGUUUCGGAUUCCACAAAACCCGACACAGACACCCAAGUUAAGGCAGAGAUGGCAAAACAGAUCCAAGAGCUAAUGGAUGAGAUCGCAAUAUUAAGAGUUGAGAACACUAAACUUCAGGAAUCAAUAUUGGAAAAUGAAAAAAUUGAAGUAAACGAUUCUUCCAUUGCGGAAAAAAUAAAACAUUUGGAAGCCACCAUCGAAUCGCAGAGAGAAGAUUUGCUAAAAACCCAAGAAACCCUGAGGAAAAACGAAGAAGAACUAAUGGAAAAGACCAUAGAACUAAAUGUAUUGAACGCAAACUUUAAAGUUCUAGAAGAAAAAAUGGAAAAGACUACUAAAGCCAAGCCACUUUUCUCCACAUCUGGAACAUCUGGCCAGCAGGACAGCGAUAACACAGAACUUGAAAUGGAAAAUCAGCAGCUUAAACAAAAAUUGGACGAAUCCAAUAAAGCUAUGAUUAAAUUGAAGCUGAAAUGCAAACAAACCGAGAAACAAAUAGAAAAACUGAAAAAGGGGUCAGAUCUUCACGGAGAGGUAGUGCGAUUGGGCAAGGAGAAAGAACAAUUGCAACAGAAGAUUACAGAACUUGAGGACGAGAAAGGACAGUGGCAGCUGACACAAAUGGAGCACACACCUUCCGCAUGUUCGCAUGACACCAUCUUAAAGGAAUACAAGGAACAAGUGGAUGCCCUCUCGGCAGCGUUGCAAGAAAAAGAAAAACAAUAUGAGACGUUGAAACAAGGUGAAAGCACUCGCGUUAAAUCCGAGUUGACAGAAAUCCAAUAUGAAGAGCAAAUCAAGGAGUUAACGGAAGAGGUUGCAUCGUUGCGCACUGAAUUGGAUUGCAAGGAGAAAGCACUGCAGGCGGCCAAUGAAGCCAUUGAAUUAGUUAAACAGCAAAAGGAGGAACUGGACAAAAAACUCGAACAUUACUUAAAUGAAAACAUUGAGCUAUUGGAAAAGGUUGAGAAACUCAGUAAGUCAUCCUCUUCAGCCGAAUCAAUAGAAAUCGUCGAAAGACUUACGCAGCAGGAGAAGCAGGAACUCGAAGAAUUUAAUAAACGUCUGGAAACAGGGGAGACAAAUUCAGUCAACGAAUUAACUCAAACGGAAAUGAAUCCAGAGCUAACUGAAAGCCUCAACAAGUUACGUGAAGAGAGUUCAGAACUGAUGUCCAAAAUUGAACUUUUCACCAAUGAACGUCGCGAAGUCUUAGAAAAAAUGGAACAUUUGACUUGCGAAAAUCACGAACUUUUGCAGCGCAUAGAAGAGCUGACCAAGGAAAAAGGCGAUUUGGAGUCGAAAUUGCAAUCAGCCAAGAAGAAGCAGGAUGACCUGGUGCAUAAACUGGAAAGCGCUAACAAGGAAAAGAACACCCUCGCUGUACAAAUGGCCGAAUCAAAAGCAAACAAAAAUCAACUCUCGCAGGAAUUAACAUCACUGCAGCAAUCCUCAGAGGUGGUGCCUGCCAUUGAGAAUGGCGAAUCCCUGUUCGAAAAGUGUGAAAAGUCCCUGUCAAAAUUGAACUGUGAGUUGGAAGCAUAUCGCAAGGCAAACGAUAAGAAGUCCAAAUUUAAUGCCUCUAAAAAAUUGGCCAAGGAAGCAGAAAAUGCGCACACACAACUAAGUGAGUUGUUGGUCAAGGUAAAGGAUGCCAGCAGUGCUGUGGAAACGGUUACCGUUGUCGAAACUGUUGUAGCUGUGACAGCAUCGAAUGGCAAAGCUUUAGCAGAAUAUGAACAGCUCACAGCCCAAAAUCGGGAACUUAAAGCAUCAAAUAUGGAACUGCGAAGACUGCUGGAUGAAGCCAAAUACCAAAGUCAGGAAGACCAAAGCGACAACAGAUCCUCAGUUGAUCGUUCUGUUGAACAAGGAGUAGGUGAACCUGAACUGGACAACAAACUAAAAGAGGCUGUGCAACAGAUAGAGAGCUAUGAACAACAACUGACCGAUUUGCAAUCUAAAGUUGAGGAUCUAAGCCGUGAAUUGUACGAAGCACGUACUGCUGGUUCAGAGAAAUCCGAUGAAAUAACAAAACUCACCGAAGAGCUAGCCAAUCUGCGAAAACUUUCCGAAGAUUUCGAUCGCGUUAUUAACGACAAAGAGAUGGCCCAUGAACAACAAGUCGAACAGUUGACGAGACUACGUAAGCAGCUCGAAUCCAAAUGUGAGACUUACGAACAAGAGAUGGAAAUUCUGCAAACUCUUGUCAGUGAGCAAAAGCAACAGCUAAUUGAAGCCUACAAGGAGCACGAACACGAAAUGAACGAGAAGCUCCUGGCAUUGCAACAGUACGAGGAACAAGUGCGAAGCCUCAAACAGGAACUGGCCGAGAUGAAGCAAAAUUCGUCAUUGGCUGGAAAUGAAUUGACACGAGAAUUGCAGAGUGAGUGCGACAAACUGAGAGAUGCCUUGAAGAUCAAUAAGAAUUUGGUACAGGAGCAACUCAAUGAACUGUCGAACAAGCAAGACACUAUAGAUACCCUAAAUCAGCAAUUAAUUGACCUUUACAAAACCAUGGAAGAUAAUUCGAAUAAAAUAAUUGAGAAAGAGGAUGAAAUCGUCGAACUUCAGGAGGAAAUAGACAGUAACAGGCAAUUGAUGCAGCAAUUGGAGUCGAAAUUGGAGAGUUCGGAGCAUGAACGUCAACAACACUUGCAACAACUGUCUCUAAUGAAGGGGCAACUUGAAGACAUUGAACGUCGCUACCAGGAACAAUCGCAGCAGCUGACACAAAUGCAGGUCGGGCGUGAUCAGCUGGAGCAGCGUAACAAGGAACAAUUAGAAAAACUUAAAAAAUAUGCCGCCAAUUUGAAGAAGAAAGCACUUCAAUGCCAAGAGUUCGAAAACAAACUCAAAGAAGUUCAGGUCCAAUUGUGCGACAAUAAGGAAAUAGAAGAACUCAAAAACGCUAAUAAAACAUUGAUGCAAGAACUUGAUUCGACCAAAGAACAGUUCAAUCUAACCAGGCAACAACUUGUCUCCAAGGAAGAAGAACUGGUAGAUCUUGCCAAUAUUAGAAAGACUUUGGAACAGGAAGUGCGACAACUGCAAUUAGCUAUUGACGAAAAAGAGACAUCCAUAAAACACCUGCAGCACAUUCAAUCACAGCCACCAAUCUCAGCCGUCGAUGUAGACGAAUUUGAGCAGUUGAAACAGGAGCAGAUGCUCACUCAGAUUGAACUUGAAGAUUUGCGUCUUGAAACACAAACUGCUCAGAAGACCAUUGCCAAGUUGGAACAGGAGUUGAAAACUGCAAGGCAAGAGGCCUCUGACUGGGGUGACUCCGGUGAGAUUGAGACCUUACGACUAGAGCUGCACUCGGCUAAGAAUGCAAACACAAAACUAGAAGGUCAAUUAGCGGAGUAUGCUCAGAAGCUGAUCCAGCUAGAAAGCGAAUUAGAUGCAGCCAGGCAAGAAACGUCGGAUUGGGGCGAUUCUGACAAUAAAAAGCUUAUUGCUACACUGACGAAAGAAAAUGAUGAAUAUCUUCAAACAAUUAACAACAUGAACGAAGAGUUGCAAGCGGAGAAAAAUGCCAAACAAACGCAUGACGCAGACGAAAUUAUAACGCUCAGAAACGAGCUGACAACGCAAGAACAACGUCUGAGAGAAGUCUCAGAGGAGCUGAAAGCCAAAUCCCUCAAGUUCGAAAAGUCUAAAGCUGUCAUCAAGGAGCGCAACGGACAGAUACAACGUUUACAAACGCAACUUAAGGACUUACAAGAUAAAUUGUCAACAAUGCCAGAGGAAGAAGUAGCCACAACUGCAAAUCAAACCGACAUUGGUGUUGUCAACAACCAAUCAUUGAAGUCAGACCUCGAAGCUCUGCAAGCAGCCUAUAAUCAACUUAAUGACAAAUACAACUCUGAAAAGACAAGUUUCCAACAAACCAUAACACGCCUGGAAACCCUUCACGACGGCAUUCAAGCCAAACUGCAGGAAGACAUGUCAUACAUUGAGUCUCUGGAACAGGAAAAUGCUAAUUUCAAGGAAAAAAUCGGUCGCCUGCAGGAAUGCGUAGCAUGUUUUGAAGAACGCAGAGCUUCAAUGGAACGCAAAGUAAAUCUGAUGGAUGCUCAAUUGCAAUCUACUUCAGAAGAACAUGCUAAGGCAGAGGAUGAGCUAAUCUACCGCUUGAAUAUGCUCUCCGAACACGACGAAGUAAUAGCGCAACGACUCAUCGAGUCACAAAGUGAAAAAGAAGAAAUGGAGGAGAAUCUGCGCAAACUCCAAACCGACUACAACGUAUUACAAUCCAAAUACGUCAAAUUGGAGAAAGAAUAUGCGGAAUUCAAGGAGGAAACCAGCAAUGGAUUUGAGCAGGAAUUGUCAGUUUUAAGAGAACAACUUUCCAAAGCCGAAUCCGACUUAGAACGACAAAGGGCUGUUUACGAUGGCAAGUUGGCAUCUAAGGCUACAGAAUUGGACGAAAUGGAAUGCGAGUUAAAUGAUCAACUGCAACAACUGAAUGAAGAGAAGCGUGAACUAGCCGAAAAACUCGAAAGAUUGACUGACAAAUGUGCAGACCAUCAAAAUGAAAUUUUGCGACUUCAAGAAAAUCUCAAUACUGUGGAACAAGCCAAGUCAGAACUGGAGCGUGAAACCUCGUGGCUUAGAAUGCAGAGUGAAAACUCCCAGCAAGAUCUGUACGAUUUGCAGGAGUUACGCAUGCAGUCCAUGCAGGACAAGACCGAAAUUGAGAACUUAAGACACCAAAUUGAAACGUUAUCGUCGAACCAUGAAAGCGAAUUACAGGCUUUGCGUAUCCAAAUAUCUGAGCUAGAUACGCUUAGAAUGCAGGUGGGACAGAAUCAAACCGACGACCAGGUAUUCAUUGAGACGGAAAAUAAGCGUCUCACUGAUUUGUUGGCCGAAAAAGAAGCUUUGAUCGAAAACUAUCAGCGACAAAAUUUGCAACUGCAAAUGGCCGCCGCCAGUACUGCAGCCAACAGCAACAACAUAAGUGCCACUCAGGCUGAUCCUUUCGCGUUGGCAUUUGGUCCGCCUGGCCAAUCGAAUACAUCUGCUCCAGAUACUUAUGAACAUGAACGCUUGACGCAGGAAUUGAACGAAAAGAAUUCGUUGAUAAGCCGUCUCCAACAAGACCUUAAUAUACUUCAAGCCGAAUUUAAUACUUUACUCGAAGCCAAUCAUGAAAUGCAACGCCAGGUCAAUGAAAAUCAACAUGAAGCUGCAAGAAUUCAGACAACACAAAGUGCGAAUCAGACAUCUUCUGCAGGGCAGGAAUCCACCGAUGUCAUACCAGCACCCCCUAUGUUCUUCACAUCGGAUUCGACGGUGCGCUCGCCUUUCGAUGACAUCAUUCAAAGCAGCGUAAAUCAGCAACCGCCUGUAGAGCAACCAACAAUUGAGGAUCUGCAACGCAAUGUGUCCGAUUUGGAAAAGCAUGCACAGGAUUUGGAACAAAAAUUGGCAACACGCAAUCAAAAAGAUGCAGAACACGAGGAUCGAUUGCGGGAAUUGGAGAGCCGUCUACAUGAAAGAGAACUACUACUUCAACAAUCCAAGGUUGAAUUGAAGAAUAUCCAAGAAGAGCUAACAACCAAGCUUCUUGCCGAACAGAACGAAGUCAGUGCAAUACGUCAGCAGAUUACACAGCUAGAAGAAGUGCUUAGACAAAAGGAUGAAGAAUUGGAAAAAUACCGUCGAGAGGAACGUGAGCGACUAGACGAAUUGCAUUUAAAGAAAACAAUGCACUCAUUGGAAAAUCAGAUUGUCCCUGAUCCAGCCAUACAACCCACGCUGGAUAUGUUCUUUGGCAAUUCAAAGCAAUCUCAAGAUUUCAAUCCAUUUGUUAUACCAGAGGUAUCCACGGAACCAGUCGUGGAGGAACUUAUUGUACCAAAGAAGGUACGUAGUUGUCAUCCUGAAGAGAAACGCAACACGCCAAUUUCAGUGCUCGAUAUUGGAGGAGAUGAUUGGGGUGCAGACGCUUGGGGAAAUGAGGCCGCAGCUGAAGCUGAGCAUUUUGCCAAACAAUCGGCUACGAUGACUGGUGCCUCACCGGCAUCCGUCUCCCUAGUGCCCAGAGAACAACAGCUGGAAAUACAAAAUCAGGAAUUAAAUGAACGUCUGCAGGAACUACAACUCGCCCUUGAGCGUAGUGAAGACCAAAAGAAAGAACUGCACGUUAAAUCGGGUAAACUUAUGAAGAAACUUAAGGAGUACAAGGUCAAGAUCGAUGAACUUCAAACUUCCAUGAAUUCAUCUGCAUUCCGUAAGUCAUCGUCAAUUGAAUCUGGCCCCUCGAUGUUUGAUGAUUUGGACGCAGCUAUUCAAGAGGAACUAAAGGGCCAAAUAAAGGCGUUGGAGGUCAAACUGGACGAACAAUUGAAACAGCAGGAACAAUUCCAGACUGAGAAAGAGAAGUUGUUAAAACGAAUUGACGUUUUGACUUCGGGCAAUGAGCGCAUGGCCGAAAUGAAAGAACGUCAAGAUAUGGAAGUACAAAUGUACCAGGCUCGCAUUAGAGAAUUGCAACAACAAUUGCAAAGCCUUGAUGAUUGGGGAACAGACAGCACUAGCGAACCAGUACCUGCUCCAACCGUAGACGGUCCAUCAGUGACCCAGUCGCCACCAUCGUCAAUCGAUGGGGACCUGCAAGCUAAAAUAAAAUCUUUAACUAUGGAAAUACAAGAUAUUAGUGGUGACCGUUUAGAAUUACAAGCCUUAUUGGAAGAAGAGAAAUCCAAUUCACAGCGGGCAGAACAAACCAUAGAAUCUUUACGUCAAAAACUUGCCGCGUUGGAAGAGAAGACAACACACAACACAAAUAAUGAAACAACGCAGCUCAACAAUCUUAAGAUUGAGCUACAAAACCUUCAAGAAUCCUACAAUAGUCUUCUUGAUUCAAAUAAAAAGCUCUCCAGUGACUUUGCAGCACAAGCUGAAGUUUUGUCACUAUCCCAAGCCAACGAAUUGAGACUAAAUUCGGAACUGGAAGGUCUGCAGAAGGAAGUAAUAAAUUUGAGAGAAACACUUAACAAUACAAAACAAAGUUUGAUUGACUUGGAAGCCGAAUUAGCGUCAUUGAAGGAGCAAAAGGAGAAACAACUGGACGCUGCCAUACAUAAUCCAUCCGAGACACCGAUCUCUGAUUUGGAUCGUAUACGUUUGGAUAAACAGCAGUUGGAAGAGCACGUACAACACCUCAUGCAGGAGAUUGAAACUUUGAAAUCGAACACAUCCCAGUUUGAGCAAGAGCGUAAAAUGUUGGAAGAGAAACUACAAACUCUUCAAAAUGAAAACGAACAGCUCAAACAAAAAAAUUUCGGAGGAGCGAGCAGUGACGAGCUAUCGGCGCAAUUGCAAGAGAAAGAAUCUGAAAUAUUGCAUCUGAAGCAGCGCAUCAACGAUCUGAUGAACGAGGAUCAGACUGAGAAGCUUGUUUUAGAAAUCCUAACCAAAAAUCAAGAAAUUCAAAUGCUGAAGCUUCAAGUAAAAGACCUGGAGGAAGACAAGCACGAAUUAGAAAACAAUCUGUCAUUGCAAUUGACCAAAGAAAUGCAAUCCAGGAAAGAACCGACAACUGGUUUAGCAAAGGAAAGGGAAUUGGAAAACCAAAUUAGGGAUUUGUUGACGGAGAAGAAACAAAUGGAGGAAGAACUGCAGGUGCUAAAUAAUCAUGUACUGGAGAGUCUACAACAAGAGGACAAGAUGAAAAUGCUUACAUUGGAAUUGGAUACGAAGAAUGUAGAAAUUCUAGAACUACGCCGAACAGUCGAAGCUUUGCAAAAGAAUGGGGAAAGCAAUGCCGGAACGGCCGCCGAUAUCGAUGCACUCAAUGCUCAAUGGCAAUUGGUUGUGGAACAGCGUUGUGGUGAAAUUGCGAAAAUGUGGCAGGACCAUUUAGCGCAGCGUGAACACGAUUUCAAAGCGCAAGAGGAAAGAUUACGUGAAGAAAUCAAUGCCUUGAGAACGAACCAACCGCCCAGCCACUCUAUAGACUCUGUACAACAAAUUGUUUCUGUAGAAACCACAUCAUCAUCAACUCCAGCAUCGGAGUCUACCACAGCAUCGGGAAGCACAUCGGCUGAAGCCUCACACGAUGGUACUCCCGUACGCAUAAGGCCCAAGGGCGGAGAAGCUAGCGCUGAUGCAUUGAUGGAACAGAUGCAAAGAGCCCUAGAAUCACAAGAAGUUGAAAUUGUUACACUCAAAGAACAGCUAGCAAUACGCUCGGCGGAAUAUGCUCGUUUAGCGGCACAAUAUGACCCAUUCAAAUUGCAAAACACAACGUCCCACAUUGGUGUGGUGGAUAAGCGCAAAUCGACAAAUACUUCCGAUGUUACUCCCGUUACCAAAGCCGAAUUGGACUUGGCCCUAUAUAUGCUACACCAACGUGAUAUGCGUUGUGAGGAAAUGACUUUGGAACUAGUUUCCCUCUUGGAAGAAAGAGAUACAUUGCAACUUAAACUGUCAAAUACACUACGUCAAAUGGAAGCAAUGAAAGCUCAAUUGGGAGCAUCUCCUGAUGUUACGUCCUCCCCCGAAGGCAUAUCCACAACACAAUUACCAAAAAGCCAGGAAAUUAAUGCAAGUAACAUAGUUGCAGGUUCAACUCAAGCUACUGCAGAUGAUGAAUUAAGUCUAAAACUAUCACAACUUCAGACUGUAAGUCACGCAAAGGAUAAAGUUAUCAAAGAGGAGCGAGAACAACGUAUACGUCAAAUGGAGAAGUUUCAACAGGAUAUAGCAAAAAUGCCUCCAGCAGCUGUGUCAGAGCUAACUGGAACAGAUAUGUCCCAAGCAAAUCAAGCCGCGCCAAAUGUGUUACUUAACUGGUUGUGGGGCAACAAGACUGGCCAAUCGGGAAGUUCCCAGCCAGAUUUCUAGGCUAAUAUGUAGAAGAAGUACCUUAU
Messenger RNA from Musca vetustissima, 10290 nucleotides. Its product is annotated as protein lava lamp. The record is from RefSeq and is a predicted model, not a curated record. NCBI's taxonomy places the organism in Eukaryota, Metazoa, Arthropoda, Insecta, Diptera, Muscidae. The coding region runs from base 65 to 10264 and encodes 3399 amino acids. The transcript has 7 exons.